UGAACCUAAAAUGGUGAGCGAGAGUCAUCAUGAGGCCCUGGCAGCCCCGCCAGUCACCACCGUUGCGACGGUCCUACCACAUAACGCCACGGAGCCGGCCAGUCCUGGAGAAGGGAAGGAAGAUGCCUUUUCUAAGCUGAAGGAGAAGUUCAUGAAUGAGUUGCAUAAAAUUCCACUGCCACCGUGGGCCUUAAUUGCCAUAGCCAUAGUCGCGGUCCUUUUAGUCCUGACCUGCUGCUUUUGUAUUUGUAAGAAAUGUUUGUUCAAAAAGAAGAACAAGAAGAAGGGGAAGGAGAAGGGAGGGAAGAACGCCAUCAACAUGAAGGACGUCAAAGACCUGGGCAAGACCAUGAAAGAUCAGGCCCUUAAGGAUGAUGAUGCUGAAACUGGACUGACCGAUGGGGAAGAAAAAGAAGAACCCAAAGAGGAGGAGAAACUGGGGAAACUGCAAUACUCACUGGACUAUGAUUUCCAGAAUAACCAGCUGCUGGUGGGGAUCAUCCAGGCUGCUGAACUGCCUGCCUUAGACAUGGGGGGCACGUCUGAUCCUUAUGUGAAAGUGUUUCUGCUGCCUGAUAAAAAGAAGAAAUUUGAGACAAAGGUUCACCGAAAAACCCUUAAUCCUGUCUUCAAUGAGCAAUUUACUUUCAAGGUGCCGUACUCGGAAUUAGGUGGCAAAACCCUGGUGAUGGCCGUGUACGACUUUGAUCGGUUCUCCAAGCAUGACAUCAUCGGAGAAUUUAAAGUCCCCAUGAACACAGUGGAUUUUGGCCACGUCACUGAGGAAUGGCGCGAUCUGCAAAGUGCUGAGAAGGAAGAGCAAGAGAAACUGGGUGAUAUCUGCUUCUCCCUCCGCUACGUCCCUACUGCUGGCAAACUGACCGUUGUCAUCCUGGAGGCUAAGAACCUGAAGAAGAUGGAUGUGGGUGGUUUAUCUGAUCCUUAUGUGAAGAUUCAUCUGAUGCAGAAUGGUAAGAGGCUGAAGAAGAAAAAGACAACCAUUAAGAAGAACACGCUGAACCCCUACUACAACGAGUCCUUCAGCUUUGAAGUACCCUUUGAGCAGAUCCAGAAAGUGCAAGUGGUGGUAACUGUGUUGGACUAUGACAAGAUUGGCAAGAACGAUGCCAUCGGCAAAGUCUUUGUGGGCUACAACAGCACCGGCGCGGAGCUGCGACACUGGUCGGACAUGCUGGCCAACCCCAGGCGACCCAUCGCCCAGUGGCACACCCUCCAGGUAGAGGAGGAGGUCGAUGCCAUGCUGGCCACCAAGAAGUAAAGGAAAGAAGCCUUUCUGCGUCUGCCCACAUAGUGCUCUUUAGCCAGAUCUGUAAAUACCUCAGUAAUAUGGGUCCUUUCAUUCUUCCAGCCAUGCAUUCGUCACACAAUUCAGUGGUACUUCAAAUCCUGUUUUAAUUUGCACAGAUUUAAAUGUAGAGAGCCCCUAAGCCCUUCAUCAUACCACUGCCCUCCAAAUCUACUCUUCUUUUAAGCAAUAUGAUGUGUAGAUAGAGCAUGACUGAAAUUAUUUAUUGUAUCACACCGUUGUAUAUAUCAGUAUGCUAAAGAUUUAUUUCUAGUUUGUGUAUUUGUAUGUUGUGUUUCAUAAUCUGUGUAUAUCUAGAUGUUUUUAAUAAGAUGUUCUAUUUUAAACUAUGUAAAUUGACUGAGAUAUAGGAGAGCUGAUAAUAUAUUAUAUGGUAAAUAUAGUAUCGUCUGCAUUCCAGCAAAAACAUCAACUUGUAAGGCACUAGUACAGUUAACUGACAUCUUAAAGGACAACUUAAACCUGAGCUUUCUAUUGAAUCAUUUGAGUACCAAGAUGCGCUUACACCACAUAUUUGGUGGGUGACUCCUAUUUUGUAGAAUUCCUUCAUAGACAAAAAUAGCAUGAUCUGAGCAGCAGUCCCCAGGCUCACCUCAAGGAAGCAAAGCCACAAACCAGAAUAGCACCUGUCUGUACAUAUCUACAAAGCUAAAAUCACGGCUCCACUCUUACAUUCGAGAAGCAACUGAACAAGGGUCUGUGAUUUCACAUUACUGCAUAUAGAGUUACGACACGGUAGCCCAUGUGUACAUGUAACCGUGUUUGUGGGGGGGGUUGUAUGUGAGUGAGUGUGUGUGUGUGUGCACGUAUUUGUUUGGGGAUGGGGCAGGGGGGAAGACGGUGAGGAGAGAAGUCAACAUUUCUGAAAUAUUGCCUGACUAUUUAAAAAGAGAAAAAGUAGCUCUCCGUGAUCACCUUUGUACGAAAUGUGCAUCCUGUGAAUUCCGUCCGAGAUUUCACAACUAUAGUCAUUCCAAAAGGUUUGCACAUUAGACUUUGUAACAAAGUAUUUUAUUAUACAAAACCAGAUUAGAAGGAAUGCAGAAUAUUUUUAACAUAGAGAUCUGUGCUUAUUACACAAAGUAAUUUUGUGGUAAACAGACAGUAUUGUAAUCCCAUCAAAAGAUAAAAAAAAAAAAAAAAACAAUUAGCCAUAGUUCUGAAUGCACUUCAAUUAAGCCAAAACAGACAGCUAGUUAUCUUUUUAUAUGCUCUUUUUACGUAAAUAAGUUUUAAUUUGUCCUUUAAAAAAAGGUGAAAAAAAAAAACCAAGAACAAGUUCUAGCAAACUGAAGCAACCUCUUGUGUACACUAGACGCUUGAUGUAGGAGGAGUUUUUAAAUGUUUUCAAUGUUAUUACGUAGUAAAUGGCACUAUUACAAAGCUACUGGCCAUUCCGUAGGCGUCUCCACGGACUGCUCUGUGUAACACUGUGACUGCCGUGUGUGCUUAGCCACAUAGUCCCCCCCGUGGAUCGCACUCAGUGUGUCCGUAGUGAUAUUGUGACUAUACUGCCAUUCCCUUCUACUGCACUGCCCAGGGUGUGUGUAGCACAAACAGUUCUCUUUACAAAGGACCAAUUCAGAACUGAAAAGCUAUGCAGAGGGCGAGAAAGAUCCCUCGCAUGGGGUGGAACACACAGCAUUCUGUCAAGCACUGUGCAAUAUUCCAUAUUUUUCCCCACGAUGGUAGCAACCUCUUUGUGGAAGGGCAGCCGAUGCGCUCACGCUGCACCGAGGCUUUUUUUCCCCACUCCCUUCUAUGACCUGUUUUAAUUUCCAGGCCAUAGACAGUAGUGAUGCUCUGAAGUGAGAAGUUCAUCUUCACAGGCACCAAAAUAAAAUGGAGGAAAACUAAGCCCCAGCCUCGAGUUCAGACUUGAGGA
This is a messenger RNA of Otolemur garnettii (small-eared galago), 3212 nucleotides long. RefSeq names its product synaptotagmin 1 (gene SYT1). NCBI's taxonomy places the organism in Eukaryota, Metazoa, Chordata, Mammalia, Primates, Galagidae. Bases 11 to 1279 code for a protein of 422 amino acids. The transcript has 8 exons. Gene Ontology annotation, molecular function: clathrin binding; calcium-dependent phospholipid binding; syntaxin binding. The record is from RefSeq and is a predicted model, not a curated record. Gene Ontology annotation, cellular component: axon; synaptic vesicle membrane; dense core granule. Gene Ontology annotation, biological process: cellular response to calcium ion; calcium ion-regulated exocytosis of neurotransmitter; regulation of calcium ion-dependent exocytosis.